AUGAGAUGCAUCGUGAAACAUCAUUUUCAGCUCAAUCGUAUUCUUCUACUCGCAAUUGGUUUAUGGCCUUAUCAGCAAUCAUUACUCGUUAAAUUUCAGCGAAUUUUGUUUACUGGUAUUCUAAUAAGUUCUGUUAUAUUUCAGUUGACAGUAUUUUUAACUUCAGAUUGUACACUUGAUUUUGUUAUCAAAAUUCUCUCUUUCGUAUUAUUUUUUAUGAUAUUUAUGAUUAAAUACAACUCGUUUUGGAUAAACUCUCAAGCAAUGAGAAAUUUAAUGGAGCAACUUCAAAAUAUUUAUAAUGAGUUAAAAGAUGAGAAUGAAUUUAAUAUCAUGAAAAAAUAUGGGAACAACGCAAAACAUUAUACAGCUAGAAUAAUAGGGGUUUUAAUGUGCAGUAUACUUAUUGCCUUUUUUGUCCCAAUAUGGUCAAGUAUUCUCGAUAUUGUUCUUCCAAUGAAUGAAUCUCGAUCACGUUCUGUACUAUUACUGAUGACCGAAUACUUUGUCGAUCAAGAAAAGUAUUUUUAUUUAAUUUUCCUGCACAUGUACACAGCCAUGUUUAUAGGAGGAAUUGUAAUUAUAGGAACAGGAACAAUGCUCAUAGCAUACCUCAAACAUGCUUGUGGAAUAUUUACAAUCGCCAGUUAUCGUAUCGAGCAAGCAAUGACAGUUAAUAAUUUACAAAAUGGCUUGCAGAAUAAAAUUGUAAUUCAUAAGGGAAUAAUUUGUGCCGUGGAUGCUCAUUGCAAAGCUAUAGAGUUUUCCAAAUCUUUAAUAUCUAGUCUUGAGGGAUUAUUCUUUCUUUUAAUAGGAUUUAAUGUAAUUUGCUUGAGUCUCAAUCUUUUUGAAAUGUAUCAAAUUUUAAUAUAUGGAGAUGCUAAAGAAGAAUUUUUAAUUCACUUUGUAAUUGUAAUCGUAAUUCUUUUAUACAUGUUCUUAGCUAAUUAUGCUGGACAAGAAAUUAUAGAUCACAAUAAUCACAUAUUUUAUACCGCAUACAACGUUCACUGGUAUGCAGCACCGUUGCACAUACAGAAGCUGAUAUUAUUUAUAUUACAAAGGGGAACCAAAGUUGUUAGUCUAAAUGUGGGUGGACUGUUCGCAGCAUCCUUAAACUGCUUUGCCACGUUAGCGACUGCAUCGGUAUCUUACUUUACCUUUAUAUAUUCCACACAACAACAAUGAAUAUAAAAAUACAUAUAUA
Cataglyphis hispanica is the source of this 1207-nucleotide messenger RNA. RefSeq names its product odorant receptor 4-like. Bases 1 to 1188 code for a protein of 395 amino acids. The record is from RefSeq and is a predicted model, not a curated record. Lineage: Eukaryota; Metazoa; Arthropoda; Insecta; Hymenoptera; Formicidae. Gene Ontology annotation, molecular function: odorant binding; olfactory receptor activity. Gene Ontology annotation, biological process: detection of chemical stimulus involved in sensory perception of smell; sensory perception of smell. Gene Ontology annotation, cellular component: plasma membrane. The transcript has 9 exons.